This is a messenger RNA of Trichobilharzia regenti, 2316 nucleotides long. The record is from the annotation of a GenBank genome assembly. Lineage: Eukaryota; Metazoa; Platyhelminthes; Trematoda; Strigeidida; Schistosomatidae.
UAAAAGUAGCUUAUACAUUCCAACGUGAUGACUUAGGGAACUUCGAGAAUGUAGUGCAGAAGGAAUUAGAUAAAAUGACUGCUUGGUCGUCCCUAUGGAAUCUCCAAUUUAAUCUGAACAAAUGUGGCUGGAUCUGCUUCGGUGCACCCUCAAUUGACCUGAAAUUAACGCUCCAAUCUGCUAACCUAACCAGACUCCGAAGUGUCGUUGACCUAGGCCUGAGGUACUCUAGUGACUUGACAUUCUCAGAGCAAGUAGCAUCACAGACUAGAAAAUCGAGGAUGCUCUUAGGAUGCAUACUCAGGAACUUUCACGACAAUGAAGCCAAGCUAAUUCUGUACAAAACAUGUGUCAGACCACUACUAGAAUACUGUCCAUUUAUUAUAAGCAGCACUCGCACACGUGACAAGCUAAGGAUGGAAAGUAUCCAACGAUAUUUUACCUCAAAACUACUUGGCUACGAUUGUAAGAAAGACUACAUCUCACGGUGCAUGAUCCUAAAACUUGACCCACUUUGGACAAGGCGACUUAUUAUAAACCUAAUAUUCUUCUUUAAGGUCCUUCACAAAAUAUCAUUCUCAGGUAACAGGGACAUACAAUUCGCACAGGAAGGUUCUUACGAUCUGCGUAACCAAACUUCCACAGUGACAACUCAUUCUUUUAAGUCAACACUCCGUGAAAACUUCUUCACAGUCAUGUAUUCUAAAAUAUGGAAUAGCCUGCCUAUAGAUAUCAGAACUUGCUCUUCGGUUACAAGCUUCAAACGCUCUCUAUACAGACUGUUUCACUCUACUGAUUAUAUUAAUAAACUAUUUACUCCUAGAACGAAUCAAUCACUAAUCUACUACAGCACCUAAAAGACGCACUUCAACACCCUUAGCAAUCUAUAAAAUAUAAAUAAACUAGCAGCAUGGAUGCAUAAAGACUUAGUACGGAACAUACAGGAUUAGUUUACCCUUAGAAAUAGGACGUGUCACUCUAUUGUAACCUUCAAACGCUUGCUAUAUAAACUGUUUUGUCCCAAUGACUAUCCCUACCAGAACCCAUCACUUAUUUCUAAAACGCAUCAGUCAUUAGAACGCUAAAACGCUCAGACUCAUUAAUACACAUUAUGACACUAAAUAAACUCUAAGACUUCGCAUAAAUACGUGAAAACACAACUAAAACGUAAAGUUUUACUAAUGUAUCAUAAACAAUUUACUUAAACAUUUAUAAGUGCAUAAAAUAUUAAUGUCCUUUUCAUUUUCACAUACUUUCUCUUUCUGGUAUUCUGCUGCUCCUAUUCAUCUUCUGGUCGAGGUCGAAAAACCCUGCAUCUAAACUGAAAUGAGGAUUAAUUCCAAACCACCUAUCUCAUAACCACUCAAAUUCCAUGAACGAUCCAAUUCUACCAUUUGAAGACGCUGGCGAACAUGCUGUAAAUGAGUAUUCAUGAUCUGAAAUGAAGAAGCAACUGGUUUUCAAACAGUUUUCAACAUUUUACUCAACUUACGAAUACAGUCCGCCAUGCAGACACAAAUGGAGAAUUCUGGAAUCGACCUCGGCACCAUUUGAUGCAGUAAAACAACUUAACAUGACCUCAUCUAGUUUUCGCAUCCACGAUCAAAUUUCUUUCCUGUUAUAAAACUACGAUAAGACUGCUGAAAAAGUGGAAUAAAUAUAUCACUGAUCUCAACAUAAUACAUCAAUAAACUUUAAGCCAAUGGUGCUGUUCACAACAAAGUUAUGUAGGAGAAUUGACUUCAAGCUUUUUUUCCCAGAUAUCCGUAUUACAUUCAUCUGAUGUCUGGGUUUUUUUAAUGCGAAGACAAUAUUUCUAUAUUUCUUUAUUUGUUGCACAAACAGACUUUAUAGCAGACUGUUCCGAUGGACUCUAAUGUCAGAAAGAAUAAACACACUGUAAAUUCAUCACACCAAAUUAUGUGUAAUUUAUAUGAUAACUUAUCCAUGCCUGUACGAUUGGUAUGUUCCUGCAAAAACAGAAAGAAAUAUAUUAUUAUUCCAGCUUAAAGUUGAUGAAAUACGGCGUAUUUAGCAGAAAUAGGCAAUGUGGUGUCCUUAUCCGGCCAUAGCUUACAGGCAGUUUGCAGUUUGUUGAAAAAACGUGUUUUCCAUUCAGUAUAUGUCGAAUUACUUGAAGACAUGUUACAACGACCAUUUCGUGAAUUAUUUUGCAUUUUGAUGUAUUACACAUUGACAUGAUGAGAUAAUAUCUACUUUCGGGAAUUUCUUGGAUUUGGGUGAUAAAGAAAAGGAUACCUACAGUGUUGUCGAUUUUGUAUUACAUGUUAAUUCAUUAAUAAAUGUAUUCCUCGU